Messenger RNA from Mus caroli (Ryukyu mouse), 1209 nucleotides. It is a transcript of the gene Prxl2c, whose product is annotated as peroxiredoxin like 2C. The record is from RefSeq and is a predicted model, not a curated record. Lineage: Eukaryota; Metazoa; Chordata; Mammalia; Rodentia; Muridae.
GGUUGACCUGAGCGGUCGCCCUCCUCCGCGAUGGCCGCGCCGGUGACGCGGCAGGUCAGCGGCUGCGCAGGCCGGGUCCCGAGCCCGGCCGGCUCGGUCACAGAGCGCGGGCAGCCGCUAGCGGCCGCCGUAGCGGAGCUGCCCGUGCUGGACGCGUCUGGAAGACGGGUGACGUUCGGAGCGCUGUUCCAAGAGCGGCGAGCCGUAGUGGUGUUUGUGAGGCAUUUCUUGUGUUACGUCUGUAAAGAAUAUGUCGAAGAUCUGGCCAAAAUCCCCAAGAGCGUCCUCCGAGAAGCAGAUGUCACCCUCAUAGUGAUUGGACAGUCAUCAUACCAUCAUAUUGAGCCUUUCUGCAAACUGACUGGAUAUUCUCAUGAAAUCUAUGUUGAUCCUGAGAGAGAAAUUUACAAAAGAUUGGGAAUGAAAAGAGGUGAAGACAUUUCCUCCUCUGGACAGAGCCCCCACAUAAAGUCCAACCUGCUCUCGGGAAGCCUUCAGAGCCUGUGGCGGGCAGUCACUGGCCCACUUUUUGAUUUCCAAGGAGACCCAGCUCAGCAAGGAGGAACCCUCAUUUUAGGUCCAGGUAACAACAUCCACUUUGUGCACCGAGACAGGAAUAGGUUGGAUCACAAACCCAUAAACUCUGUUUUACAGCUUGUGGGGGUUCAGCCUGUGAACUUCAUGAGCAGACCUACAGUCAUCCACGUGUGACUUUACGUGGCAUCUUCCACUUGUGAAUGGGCCCUUAAAACGUGAACCAAAAUGCCAGGCACUAUGGCUUCAAUAGGGCUAUGAAACACAGAACUUAUGUGCCUAUAGAACUACAUGCUGAGGGACAUCAGUUGUCAGAAAUGGAACAGACAGUUUAAAUCUUAUAGCUUCUAUAAUUUUAUACAAAAUAUAUAAAAGUCAAACAUUAUAAAACUAUCAUUGUUAAUAUCAUUUUAUGAUUAUCCACUCAAUAAAAGAUUUUUGGCAACUAAAAUAUAUAUAAGAAGGGGGCGCUAGAAAAAUCACUCAGUGGUUAAGAGCAUUGCUUCUCUUGCAGAAGACCCAGGACCCAGGUUUGGUUCCCAAAACCCACAUGGUAGCUCUCAAUUGUCUGUAACUCCAGUUCCAAUGGAUCCAACACCUUAUAGCCUCCAGUACACAUGCAUACAUAUAGGCAAACACUCAUACACAUAAAACAACAAAUCUUUUGUUUUUCUU